AUGUUUAGAAAACUAAAAUCAGUAUUUUCUAGACCAAAAUUAGCACCUGAGAUAGCAGAUUGCAAGGAUGAAGGUGCCCCUCCACCACCAAAGGCAUCCACAGGCCAGGAUGAAAAUAAAACAACAAAUGAACCACAGAAAGCAGAGGCCAAUAAUAAAGCAGAGCCUAACCCAAAGCAACAAGAUACAGAAUCAGCAAAGGCACCUGAGCCUUCAAAACCUGAAAACUCAACUGAACCAGCUAAGACAACUCAACAGCAAGAGCAUGAACUCAAAAAUGGGAAAGAAGAUGCUAAUGCACAGAAGCCAGCAGGUCCCGGUCCCCAAACAAAUGAGUAUGCUGAUGCCCAGCUUCAAGAGAUUGUCAAGAAAUUGCGUGAAAGGGCAAAUGCCUACAAGGAAAAGCUGAAUGACCCAGUGAUAUCUUCACCCGAAGCAAGUCCUCCAACUUCACCAAAGAAGCCUCCACCCCCAGCAAAAGAUGAAAAAAAAGAUGAAAAAAAAGAUGAAAAAAAAGAUGAAAAGAAAGAGGAGGCAGAAGCAAAGCCAGAGGAGGAUCAUUACUGUGAUAUGCUGUGCUGUAAAUUCAAAAAACCUCCACUGAAAAAAUACAUGGAGUAUAUGAAGCUACCAGAUACCAUUGACUCAUACACAGACCGCCGCUACGUGGCGUGGCUGAUGCUUGUGACAAUUGCCUAUAACUGGAACUGCUGGUUCAUCCCCCUGCGCUACGUGUUCCCGUACCAAACCCCCAGUAACACCAUCUACUGGUUUGUCAUCGAUGUCAUCUGCGACCUCUGCUACCUGUGCGACUUGAUCGUUUUCCAGCCCCGAGUGCGGUUUAUCAAAGGGGGAGACAUAAUAUCAGACAGAGCAGAAACAGAGAAAUUCUACCGCAGCUCUGUGAAGUUUCGGCUUGAUGUGAUAUCGGUGUUUCCAUUUGACAUUUUAUACUUCUUCUUUGGAUUUAAUCCAGCACUUCGAGCAAACAGGAUGCUGAAGCAUAACACGUUCUUUGAGUUUAAUGAUCGUUUGGAAGCUAUUAUGGAAAAAGCAUACAUCUACAGGGUCAUUCGAACAACUGGAUACUUGCUGUUUAUCUUGCACCUUAAUGCAUGCCUGUAUUAUUGGGCUUCAGACUAUGAAGGAAUUGGCAGCACUAGAUGGGUGUAUGAUGGCGAAGGAAACAUGUACCUGAGGUGUUACUACUGGGCAGUUCGGAGCUUAAUCACCAUCGGUGGCCUUGCAGAGCCACAAACGCUGUUUGAGAUCAUUUUUCAGCUGCUGAAUUAUUUCAUGGGUGUCUUUGUCUUCUCCAGCUUGAUUGGUCAGAUGAGAGACGUAAUUGGAGCAGCAACAGCAGGGCAGAACUACUUUCGUUCCUGUGUGGACAACACUGUCUCCUAUAUGAACACCUAUUCCAUUCCAAAAUUGGUGCAGAAUCGUGUUCGAACGUGGUAUGAAUACACAUGGGACUCUCAGGGAAUGCUGGAUGAAUCAGAAUUACUGGAGCAGAUGCCAACCAAAAUGCACUUAGCUGUAGCAAUUGAUGUGAACUUUGCCAUUGUCAACAAAGUGGACUUAUUCAAAGGCUGUGAUACCCAGAUGAUAUAUGACAUGCUACUAAGGUUGAAAUCCAUUGUAUAUUUACCUGGUGACUUUGUCUGCAAAAAGGGAGAGAUUGGCAGAGAGAUGUACAUCAUCAAACAGGGUGAAGUUCAAGUCCUUGGAGGCCCUGAUGGUACCAAAGUCCUGGUUACUCUAAGAGCAGGAGCUGUAUUUGGGGAGAUCAGCCUGCUAGCUGCGGGUGGAGGAAAUCGAAGGACUGCCAACGUGGUGGCUCAUGGUUUUGCCAACCUUUUCAUUCUGGACAAGAAAACACUCAAUGAAAUCUUGGUGAACUAUCCUGACUCAGAAAAACUUCUCAUGAAGAAAGCAAAGGUGCUGCUGAAGCAGAAGGGGAAACCUCCCCCAGGACCACCAGUGCAACAGCCACGGGGCUUGGCCAGUCUCUUUGGGCAGAAACAGGAAACUCCAAAAUUGUUUAAAGCAAUGCUUGGAGGAAAAGGAAGAGAAGGCCUUGCUAAGCUGCUGCAGCUGAAGAAACAACAAGAAACUCAGGAAACGAAAGCUGAAACAGAGACCAAGCCUAAAGAAGAGGAGAAGAAACCUGUGGAGCCUGCAGCCCCCUCUGCACCCCCUGCUAAAAAGGAAAAGCCACAGGCAGAUGCUAAGCCUGCGGUUAUGCAGAGAACAACGAGUAAGGAGUCUCUGAUCAUUAGUAUGACACCAUCCCCCAGAGCAGGAGAAGGAGAGAUCCUUAAAGUUGAAAUUAAAGAGAAAGAAAAGAAAUAGAUGGUGCUGUGGGGUGUGGCCCCAUCUAUUUGUCUUGC
Melospiza melodia melodia is the source of this 2393-nucleotide messenger RNA. It is a transcript of the gene CNGB3, whose product is annotated as cyclic nucleotide gated channel subunit beta 3. Gene Ontology annotation, biological process: monoatomic cation transmembrane transport. Gene Ontology annotation, cellular component: plasma membrane; photoreceptor outer segment; intracellular cyclic nucleotide activated cation channel complex. Gene Ontology annotation, molecular function: cGMP binding; protein-containing complex binding; intracellularly cGMP-activated cation channel activity. The transcript is spliced from 18 exons. Lineage: Eukaryota; Metazoa; Chordata; Aves; Passeriformes; Passerellidae. The coding region runs from base 1 to 2355 and encodes 784 amino acids. The record is from RefSeq and is a predicted model, not a curated record.